AUGGUGGACAAGCCUCCCCAAGUCAAAGAUGUGGACGAUCGUUCAUCCAUAGAGGGAUUCUCCCACCAUGCAGAGAAUAUCUUGAACGAAAGAGAGCCGUACGGGCCUGCCGGUCUGGCAGGUCUAGUGGCCAACCCAUUUGUGCUCAUGUGCGCAGCCUGCUCCACGCUCGGAGGGUUAGUCUUUGGCUACGACCAAGGUGUGGUGUCGGUCAUUCUGGUAAUGGAUCAAUUCCUUGAACGGUUCCCCGAAGUGUCGCCCGAGGCAUCGGGAUUUUGGAAGGGAUUGAUGACGGCAAUGAUCGAGUUGGGCGCAUUGAUAGGGGCUCUGAACCAGGGUUGGAUUGCGGAUAUGAUCUCGCGUCGCUAUUCAAUUGUUGUCGCCGUCAUUAUUUUCACAAUCGGAUCGAUCCUUCAAACGGCUGCAAUGGAUUAUGCUAUGCUGACUGUUGCUCGGUUCAUUGGCGGUCUGGGUAUUGGCAUGCUUUCGAUGGUGGCACCGUUGUACAUCUCCGAGAUCAGUCCUCCCGAGUGUCGUGGCACCCUUCUUGUGCUUGAAGAAUUCUGCAUCGUGCUCGGCAUUGUCAUCGCCUAUUGGAUUACCUAUGGCACUCGGUUCAUGGCUGGAGAGUGGUCCUGGCGUCUCCCUUUUCUUCUUCAGAUGAUCCCGGGCUUCGUUCUGGUUGGGGGUGUUAUUGUGCUGCCUUUCUCUCCUAGAUGGCUGGCCUCCAAAAAUCGGAACGAAGAGGCACUCGAGAGUCUUUCUAGACUUCGGCGCUUGCCGACAUCUGACAAGCGCGUGCGCCAGGAAUACCUCGACAUUCAAGCCGAAGUGCGAUUCCACCAGGAAAUGAACGCCGAGAAGCACCCCGACCUUCAGGGUGGCGGACUGCGAAAGUCCUUCCUGCUCGAAAUGGCCUCUUGGACGGAUCUAUUCAAGAAAGGCUGCUGGCGAAGAACCCACGUUGGUGUUGGACUGAUGUUCUUCCAGCAGUUCGUCGGAAUCAACGCUCUCAUCUACUACUCUCCCACACUAUUUGAAACCAUGGGCCUAGAUUACGACAUGCAGCUCCUAAUGUCUGGUAUUCUCAACGUGACGCAGUUGGUCGGAGUCGCCACGACAGUAUGGACCAUGGACCGCUUCGGCAGACGCAGUCUGUUGCUUUGGGGCGCGUUGUUCAUGACUCUCUCCCACGUCAUCAUCGCCGUCUUGGUCGGCCUUUUCUCGAACAACUGGCCGGCCCAUCGACCUCAAGGCUGGGCCAGCGUGGCCCUGCUGCUCUUCUACAUGAUCUCGUUCGGCGCCAGUUGGGGCCCAGUAGGAUGGGCCAUGCCAUCAGAAAUCUUCCCCUCCUCCCUCCGCGCCAAAGGCGUCGCCCUCUCAACCUGCUCGAACUGGCUCAACAACUUCAUCAUCGGCCUCAUCACCCCUCCACUCGUCCAAAACACCGGUUUCGGCGCAUACACCUUCUUCGCCGUCUUCUGUCUCCUCUCGCUCGUCUGGACGUUCGUCUUCGUGCCUGAAACGAGGGGCCGCACGCUCGAACAAAUGGACCACGUCUUCAAGGAUAACUCGAGCGAAUCAGAACAGGCUCGCAGACAUGCUAUUGAAGUCGAGGUAUUGAGGGCUGAGCAGCAGCAUCAACUUGAGCGGGAUGAGGCGUAG
This is a messenger RNA of Aspergillus steynii IBT 23096, 1665 nucleotides long. Its product is annotated as sugar porter family MFS transporter. NCBI's taxonomy places the organism in Eukaryota, Fungi, Ascomycota, Eurotiomycetes, Eurotiales, Aspergillaceae. Gene Ontology annotation, molecular function: carbohydrate:proton symporter activity. Gene Ontology annotation, biological process: transmembrane transport; carbohydrate transport. The transcript is spliced from 5 exons. The record is from RefSeq and is a predicted model, not a curated record. The coding region runs from base 1 to 1665 and encodes 554 amino acids. Gene Ontology annotation, cellular component: membrane.